AUGAGUAAGACGCACCCUCCAGAGCUCAAAAAGUACAUGGACAAGGAAAUGGAUCUGAAACUCAAUGGAAAUCGUCAGGUGUCUGGAAUCCUUCGCGGUUUCGACCCAUUCAUGAACAUGGUCAUCGACGAGGCCGUCGAGUAUCCAAAGAGUGGAACUCCAAUCAAUCUUGGAAUGACCGUCAUUCGCGGAAACUCUGUUGUAAUCAUGGAACCAAAAGAGCGUAUCUCCUAA
Messenger RNA from Caenorhabditis remanei, 234 nucleotides. RefSeq lists its product as uncharacterized. The record is from RefSeq and is a predicted model, not a curated record. NCBI's taxonomy places the organism in Eukaryota, Metazoa, Nematoda, Chromadorea, Rhabditida, Rhabditidae. Gene Ontology annotation, cellular component: SMN-Sm protein complex; precatalytic spliceosome; catalytic step 2 spliceosome. Gene Ontology annotation, molecular function: RNA binding. Gene Ontology annotation, biological process: mRNA splicing, via spliceosome; spliceosomal snRNP assembly. The coding region runs from base 1 to 234 and encodes 77 amino acids. The transcript is spliced from 2 exons.